Messenger RNA from Dufourea novaeangliae, 570 nucleotides. RefSeq names its product PCNA-associated factor-like. Gene Ontology annotation, molecular function: chromatin binding. The record is from RefSeq and is a predicted model, not a curated record. The transcript is spliced from 4 exons. Gene Ontology annotation, cellular component: nucleus. Lineage: Eukaryota; Metazoa; Arthropoda; Insecta; Hymenoptera; Halictidae. Bases 117 to 401 code for a protein of 94 amino acids. Gene Ontology annotation, biological process: translesion synthesis; regulation of cell cycle.
CUCUAGUUGACAGUCGAUUUGAAUUAACGUGCAUCAUAACGAUAUUUUUAUACCAGUCAAUACUAUAUUUUCACACCUGUAAAUCUCAAAGAUUUGAAACUUUUUAAUUGUAAAACAUGGUGCGGACAAAGGCAGAUCGCGUACCAGGCAAAGUCGUUGGCGCCAAAGCACCAAGUAAAUCUGUGAAAAGUACUCCCACCAAAAAAUCAGUAAUAGUAAGCAGCAAAGGGAAGAAUUAUUCAGGUGGUAAUCCGUAUCAUCCAAGGGAGACACCUAACUGGCAGAAGCCAAUCACUUGUUUCCUGAACCAGGGUUCUUCAAAAGAGAUUACAGAUUCUUCAGAACCUCAGGGAACUGAAGAACAAACUAUUACACAAGAAGCAGGACCAUCAAAUUCCUAACAGUGUUAUACUAUCUCAUUGUUAUCUCUAAGUGCAGUUACUUAUUCUUUAUGAGUAGUACUCAGACAAUUAAUUUAUGUUUUUACCAUUAUAUAACAAAACUUUUAAGUUUGCAGAUAUAUUACACAGAGUAACAAAAAUAAAUAUGAUAGGCUUCUAAGUUUCCAAU